Molecule: messenger RNA, 1478 nt
Organism: Monascus purpureus
Lineage: Eukaryota; Fungi; Ascomycota; Eurotiomycetes; Eurotiales; Aspergillaceae
Source: the annotation of a GenBank genome assembly
AAACAGAGUGCAAAGUACGGACGAGCGGGCCCCCUCCGCCAUUGCAUACAGCCACUAUUAUAAGAAUCUAUCUAUUCUAUGUGGGUGCGGAAGUAAUUGACGUCGAGCCGAUUGGGUCUUGGUCGCCGAGACGGUCGGUUUAUCCACGAUGGCAUGCCAACGGGAGGAUUCGGAUUACGUCGAUGUUUCGGGGCUCCGCGUGUAGCGGGGAGACUGUAGAAGGUAUAAAAGACCAGAACGAGAGCAGACAUGGCAGGGAGAGAUGCGAAAAGGAAAAGGCAAAGGGCGAAAAGCAAAGGAAACAGAACGAAGUCGGUCGAGCUGGAUCUUGUAUUCGUAUAUCUCGAACAGUCAACUGUGACUACUAUCUCGCCUCCGCCAAGUUCAACUCUCCCAUUCCCCGGACUCUUUCCUCUCUUCUCCGAACAUCCUCUCGACUCUCGACUCUCGACUCUCGACUCCUCUCUUCACAUCAUGUCGACCAACAGACCGUUCCUGGCAAACUUCCUGGCCGCAUUUCGAGCCCAGUCGACUUUCCGGACAUCCUCCGCCACGAGCUCCGCGCAGUCUGGGGCCCCAUCGUCGUCUUUUUCCACAUCCACAUCCUCUUCAUCGUCCUGCUCGUCUUCUUCCCCAUCAACAGCUCAAAUCACCCAAAGUGCACGGAGCAUAGCCACAAAAGAUCAGCAGCAACAGCAGCAGUCGCAAUCCCAGUCACAAUCCCAACAACCUACAGCUACAGCUACAUCGACGACGACUGCAACCACCACAACGACGACAACAGCACACUACCACCACCACCCACGCCAGCAUUCCCACGCCCGUCCACCAUUAAAUCCUUCAACGACAGCAGCUGCAGCAACAGCAGCAGAGACUUCAUCAUCACCCUCUACAUCAUCACCCAUCACCACCCCCUCGACCCCAAUCCCAAUCACCACCCCCAGCCCCGCCCACCGCCACCGUCGGGGAAGCGACAGUUCGAGCAACUCGGGCGGUUUUCGCGACGCCCUCGGUCCUGAGAAGUGGUAUAUUGGUGGCCGGACGCCCGGUGGCGAGGAGCGCUUCUAUCGUUUGGGUAUGGUUACUAAGUGCGGGGGGAGAUUGGGGGGUAGUAGUGGGCGGGUUGGGAGUUUUGAUCAGUUGAGUUUGUGAUUUUUGCUCUGGGCUUUCUUUUGGGAGGGCUGUUAUUUCUUUUGAUAGGACGGGCUUGGACUCAAUCUUUUGAUUGAUGGUGUUGGGCUGAUGGGAAUUUUCUAUUGAUUUUAUCCUCUGUGGAAUUCAGAUGUCUACUGUCUCAGUCUCAGGCGUUUUGGUCAAGGCCAGGGGCUUCUAUUUUCUCAAGAGCGAAAGAAUUACUUCAUAUAUCAUACCACCACCAUUACCGCUCAGUUCAUUGAAUUCAUUUCAGUUUACUUGGUUGGAUAUUCUCUCCUCUUGUAUAUAAUAUAAAUGACAAGAGACAAACAUACAGAAUUACU